AUGGGCAGCGGUCUCAGCAGUGCAACUAGUCGGAAAUGGCCAGGCCGGAAACACGAAACUCCUCCUCAUGCAGAAUCGUCGAGGGUUCUAUUCCUCCUAUACCUGAUUCAUAGGACCUGGAAUGUGGUAGUAGACCAUGUAGAUUCCAAAAGUGCCAGAUGGCGUGGGUCCCGCACAGUCCCAAGUUCUGGCGAAGGUUUGCAGCAGAGGUUUGAUUCCGUCAGCAUUGCUGAGUCCGAUCUUGGAUCGUGCUACUCCGACUGCAGCUGUAGCUACUGCCGGCUUCGAGAGUGCGCUCAUGACUGUAUCAGGUAA
This is a messenger RNA of Arctia plantaginis, 315 nucleotides long. Lineage: Eukaryota; Metazoa; Arthropoda; Insecta; Lepidoptera; Erebidae. The record is from the annotation of a GenBank genome assembly.